UGAAGGAAACGAACGAAGCUUUGUUUACUAUACAUUGGCAGACGACUGGCAGAUCAACCAAAAUAUUUCACGGAGACACAUCAAAAGCGAAAAUGUUGCUAUAGAUUUUACGUUUAUUCGAUUUAAAAAGCUUCUAAGAAGGCGGAGGGUUGGAAUGGGGCCCGUAGCUGCUGAGAUUGUGGAGAAAAUGGAAAGUUUUGAGGACGGGUUCAACUCGAAUUUGGUCGGGAGAGUCAGCUGUGUUCGCGAUGUAAACAAAAGUUUGAACCUGUUGAGCUCCGCUCCAACUUCGUCCACCCAAAUUGUGAGUUCCGGUUUGAAGUAUCUGGAGAUGCUGGAUCGAGCAUUGAGCAGAGCUGAAGGAUAUCGACCAAUCGCCACCACAAACAGCCUGCGCUAUGAGGAAGCGAAUGAGAACAAAGUUACGUGUCAGCAAAGAGAUGACGCCAUCACCAACCUGAGAUGCCUACACCUCUUCUAUGGCUUCAGUCCUGAAACACUUGCCCUAACUGCAAAUCUGCUCGAUCGAUUCCUUUGCAAAGUAAAGGUGAGGUCGAAAUAUUUGGCAUGCAUCACAAUGGCUUGCUACUUCAUUGCUGUCAAAACCAUAGAGGAAGAUCAGGAUAUCCCAUAUGGAGCUGAACUUGUCCAUCUCAGCCAAUGCGGUGGGACGGCUGCAGAUUUACUGCGGAUGGAAAGCAUCAUCUUGGAUAAGUUGGACUGGGAUCUCAACAUCGUGACACCACUGACAUUCCUCGAUAACUUCUACGCCAUCUUUGUUGAGAAGUUCCCUCAGCUUUCUUCCACUCCACUCCUUGAGGCGACGACAGCCAAGUUAGAGGUGUGCAUGUGCCAUUUUGGUUUUCAUCGCUUCCAGGCACCAACGGUAGCGCUUGCCUUGCUCAGCUGCGGUUUGCAAGAACUGAAGAUGAAGGGGCUUGUGGACAUGUUGACAGCCGUGGUGGAUAUGCAAGCCUAUUGCAAGGUUUCUGAUGCUGAAUUUCUAGAAUGCCGAGGUAUGGUGAUAGAAUUCCUCGUGCUCUACUACGGCCAGAAGUUAAAAGUUCCGAAGCAGCGUAUGGUUUGGGCCAUAUCCCGACGAACGAUGAGCCAACUUAAGCCUUCCUAUUAUAAUGUAACAGAUCUGCCAACAAUUUAUGAAGAUGCGGAUCAGAAAGCUCAUCCAAGUGAGUCUGCUGAUUCUGGAUUCGAGUCAAGUUCUGCCAAUGCUGAAUCAGAUGAAGACAGUGAGGCCACAACGACACUGCCUGAAUAUAAACAAGAGAACAUUCCAUUCUGAUCUGCUAUGAUAUGUCACCUUGAGGAUGUGUGUUAUGACCAUUUGGAUGGUACUGAGCUAAGAAAUUAGGACAUUCCAAUUGCCAUAGUGGUGGUGUGAGGUGUGAAAUGAAGAGUGACCGUCGCAUGACAAAUUCUCCAACGUCAGUGUUCUUCAAAAAGAACAAAUUUCCAGUUACAAAAGACAAAGUCACCCUUGUUGCUCCAAAGGUUUAAUUCAAUCAAAUAUUUUACCGUCCAUAAUUGAUAUGAAUUCUCUCAUAUGGAGCUGUACGUACUGUGUCAUUGGAAGUGUGUUGUCAAAUACUUCCUCAGCAAUUUUGCAAGGUUGUAGCUAAUUUUGUGUGUCACCGUGUGUGUUUGGAACUUUAACUCGACACAAUGUUUUAAUAUCUAGAAUGUUAAAUGUUAAAGAUUUUGUAUGUGAAAAGUCUUGUCUUAUGAUGUCUGAUUGUGAAUUGUGAUAAUAUUAUAUUUGAGAUUUUAAGUGGUAUAAAGUGGAUUUUUGACAAAAUAUUCUGGUGUAGUGCAACAUCUUUUUGGAAUUAUCACUCACUAGUCUGCACUAGAAAUUUCAGACGAACUAUUAAAGUGAGAGCUAUAACUUGUAAUUUAUAUAAAUUCACUUCUUAGAAAUGACAACAUUACUAUAUCGGACAUACUUGAUCAACACUUUUCUUAUUUGCAUUUGUAUCCAGGCUUAUGUUAUGUGUAAAUGUAUGCGUUCUCAGUAUUAUCUUAUUCUAAGUUAUUAGUAAAUGUUGUAGAUGCUUGUUAGAUGAGCUGGUUUGAAUGGUCGAUUCUUGAUAUCAUAAUAAUUUAACUCCAUGCUAUUUAGGAAGAAAAUGAGCUGUUGGGUUUAGUGUGUUGAUGGAAUUGAUUUCAGGUAAGGUGAUUUUAUAACUGAUCUUAGAAUUGAAAUCAAUUCAUUGACAUGUCUGCAAUCCACAGGUACUUUCUUUGUCUUACAGUUUGAAGUUCAUUGAGAUUAGUAGAGUUCAUGUUUUUAUCACACAUGUAAGAUAACCCUUGAAACCUUUGCUAAUCUUUGUCAUGAUAUUUUAGUCUAGACUUAAAACUGGCUUAUUCGGCUGUUACAUAUUGCUUUAAAUCAGGGAUUGUUCACUGCCGUGUCAUAUGCUUAUGUUUUGGUGCUUUGAAAAACCACCAUAUUAUGUUAGUGUAAAAUGAAUAUGAUGGUUUUAAAAUUAAUGCUGGUUAUGGAAAGAUCUGCUAUUCAAAAAGGUGGGCGUUAUUAAAUUUUUUAGCCAGAUACAUGUAUUUAACUCAACUUAGAAAAGUUUUAACUGGAGUAUGGCUGAUGUACUGAAGUCAAGUUGUCCUGUACAAUUAAUAGCUGAUAACACAAUGACAAUGCCAACAGCCGUAAUAACCCACAGGGGAAAAAUUCCCAAGUUCAAACCACCACCUCUUGCAACAUUUUGUUUUCUUUUACCAAUGCAAUGCAGUGGGCACCAUAUCUUAACCUCUAAAUGUAAUAAAAAAGGUAAAAUGCAUUUUUCAGCUUAACUGUGAUAAUGUUUGAUACGUUCGUAUCACUCAUCGAAGAAUUGCAAUCUACCGAUCUUGUCUUGUUAGUAAAAUUGUUGUUCAUUCAAGUUCUGAAGUGAAGAAUAUUUGUCUCAAUAUUAUGAUGAUUUUGAAUUCAGUUAUUCUUAACUUUAGAGCAUAAUACUUCCUUGUUAGAGUGAAUGUAUUAAGUGGCAUCAGUGCAAAUUAGAAUGCAUGCAGGAAGGCCCAAGCUUUCUUGUUCGUUGAUUUUGCUAGUUAUGAAUGUAUCUUGCUAAGUUCAGUCCAUUUGUAGGACAUCAUUUCUGUGUGAAGCAUCCCUGAAGAAAACAAGAAAAAAAUUCAGAAAAACAAAAAUUAUAAAAAAUAUUUAUUGUGCACAAAACAUGUCUAAGCACUGUUUCCGAGUAGAUGAUGUACGUCGUUGUUUUUCUGGUUGUCUCUUUAUAGCAGAUGACCUCAAAAUGUUUGUCAAUUGCUACAUGUAUAAAGAGUUUCAUUUUCUUUAUGAUUACCAAGUAAGUGCAUGAAAUUCUAUAAUUUAAAUGUUGUCUGCUUUCUUUGGCUUUAAAAUCACAUUGAUCCGCUUCAUGCCGAGCAGACUUCUGUUGUUUCUUAGUGCAAUCUUGUGCGUAAUGUGUUAAUUGAAUAAUUUAUUCCACUUCUUAUUUAUAUGUCUUAGAUUCAAAGUUACAAGAUUCCAUGAGAAACAUUAUUUUCAUCGUUGACAGACUCCAAGUCAAAAGAUAUCUAAUAUUAUCUCUGUGAGAUAUUUGUAUUGAUUUGAUGAAUUUUAUAUUGGAAUAUCCAUCUCACCAUGACUUACUAGAAUAGUCAGCUGGUGACUUCAUUAAAUCUGUUCGUAGCUUGGUCAUAUCAUGUGAAGUUUAAACAAGUAGGGCAUUGGUAUAAUAAUUAUAUUGUAACUCUUAGUUAGUUUGUGGAACUACCACUAUAGAUCCAUGCACUUGAUUGGGACCAACGUUUACGAAAACGUCGCGUCUCGUCACGUUACAGUAAUGUAAAAUGCAUGGUGACGUGACGACGGCCAACACUACGUCAUGUAAACGUUGUUCCCAAUCAAGUGCAUGAAUCUAUAGUACCUGUGCUCUUUUUUGGACUUUGAAUCGACACCAUGAGUGGCAUGGGCAGGAGUGUAAACUCUUUCGAAACCUGGUGUGCGCAUGCAUUUCCGGAUACAAAAUCUUGUAAUUUUCCAACUUAUGUCAAUCAUGGCGCCAAAGUCCUCAAAGCAGUAUUUAAUGGUACGUUUUUGUAUAAUACUGUCACAUAUCAUUGUGCAACUCUAUGCAAUAAAAAUUGUACAUUGUAAAUUAUUAGAAUUGCUACUAGAAUGCAGGGUCAAAGUCAAAUCUUAAAAGGUCAUGAUCAGAUCCCGAAAUAGAUGAGAAUAAUUGUAUAUAGAUUAGAUCAGUGUCUUGUAAAUGGUGUACAUUUUAGCUGUAAAGAAUGUAGAAUUGUUUGUGUAAAGAUUUUGUAAUUUUAUCAAAGAGAACAAAAGCAUUUUAUAAAAACGAAUAAAAUAUUUCUAAAUUUUAUAGAA
Lineus longissimus is the source of this 4393-nucleotide messenger RNA. RefSeq names its product cyclin-G1-like. The record is from RefSeq and is a predicted model, not a curated record. Gene Ontology annotation, molecular function: cyclin-dependent protein serine/threonine kinase regulator activity. NCBI's taxonomy places the organism in Eukaryota, Metazoa, Nemertea, Pilidiophora, Heteronemertea, Lineidae. The coding region runs from base 155 to 1300 and encodes 381 amino acids. Gene Ontology annotation, biological process: regulation of cyclin-dependent protein serine/threonine kinase activity; mitotic cell cycle phase transition. The transcript is spliced from 6 exons. Gene Ontology annotation, cellular component: nucleus; cytoplasm; cyclin-dependent protein kinase holoenzyme complex.